Fonsecaea erecta is the source of this 489-nucleotide messenger RNA. RefSeq names its product peptidyl-prolyl cis-trans isomerase-like 1. Bases 1 to 489 code for a protein of 162 amino acids. NCBI's taxonomy places the organism in Eukaryota, Fungi, Ascomycota, Eurotiomycetes, Chaetothyriales, Herpotrichiellaceae. Gene Ontology annotation, cellular component: catalytic step 2 spliceosome. Gene Ontology annotation, biological process: protein peptidyl-prolyl isomerization; protein folding. Gene Ontology annotation, molecular function: peptidyl-prolyl cis-trans isomerase activity. The record is from RefSeq and is a predicted model, not a curated record. The transcript is spliced from 2 exons.
AUGGCGACCGACGUGGUCCUUGAAACGACAAUGGGCGCAAUCACCGUCGAGCUCUACAACGACCAUGCACCCAGAACCUGCAAGAACUUCUCCACCUUGGCCCAACGGGGAUACUAUAACAAUGUCAUCUUCCAUCGCAUCAUCCCCAACUUCAUGAUCCAAACGGGCGAUCCUACAGGGACUGGCCGGGGCGGCUCGAGCAUCUACGGUGAAAAGUUCGCCGACGAGAUCAGCCCAUCCUUGAAGCAUACCGGUGCCGGUGUGCUUAGCAUGGCUAACAGCGGGAAAGACACGAACGGGAGUCAAUUCUUCAUCACCCUGGCGCCGACCCCGUGGCUGGACGGGAAACACACAAUUUUCGGAAGAGUCAAGAGCGGAAUGAAGGUCGUGCAGCGCAUGGGGCUCGUCAAAACCAACACCGAAGACAGACCCCUGGAGGAGGUCAAGAUCAUCAGGGCGAAAGUGGUCGAGGGCACUGAAGCGGGAUGA